Messenger RNA from Xenia sp. Carnegie-2017, 2998 nucleotides. Its product is annotated as metabotropic glutamate receptor 7-like. Bases 181 to 2853 code for a protein of 890 amino acids. Gene Ontology annotation, molecular function: adenylate cyclase inhibiting G protein-coupled glutamate receptor activity. The record is from RefSeq and is a predicted model, not a curated record. Gene Ontology annotation, cellular component: membrane. The transcript has 2 exons. Gene Ontology annotation, biological process: regulation of synaptic transmission, glutamatergic; G protein-coupled glutamate receptor signaling pathway. NCBI's taxonomy places the organism in Eukaryota, Metazoa, Cnidaria, Anthozoa, Malacalcyonacea, Xeniidae.
ACAAAGACUUCCGUUGCACAUUUGCAUUUGUAUUAUUUAAAUUUUCUUAUAUUGAUGUUGUUUGUCUCAUGUGGAAAGUCAUAUGAACGGACAUCUUCUUAUUGAAGUUAAGUAGCAGAUGAAAGAUAGUGAAAAAUUGUAGCAUUGAAAGGAUUCAAGCGCUAACUCUCCCAGCAAGAAAUGCGUUCAACAGUGCACGUAGGAUUUUUGGUUAUAGCUUUGAUAUACUUUACAAAUGUCGCAAUAAUACAGGGAAGUAACGAAAUCUCUUUAUACAAAGAUGGUGAUUAUAUUAUUAAAGUUUUGUUGGCACUAACAAACAGUGAAGGAAAUUUGUCUGAAUCAUACGUAAUAAUCACCGAAGUUAUACGGUAUAUUAUAAAUGGCAUUAACGCUAACAAUUCAACCUUAUCACAAAUAACGCUUGGCUAUGAUAUCGUAAAUGACAAGUCAAAUCUGAAUUUGAUCAUGAAAGAAGGCAUUGCUAUUGUUUCCAAGUAUCGUCACAACUCUAUUUGUAGAAAAAACGAGGAAUUCUGCAUGGCAACACCAAUGCUUGCUCCCAAUCUUCCUUCGCGUAUAGGUGCAGUCAUUGGUCCUGCGAGAUCAAGCAGUUCAGUACCUUCGGCAAGUUUGUUAGGCCUUUACAAUAUACCACAAAUAAGUUAUGCAGCUUCUUCAAGUAUACUUAGUGAUGAUUCACGAUUCAAGUCAUUUCUACGUACGAUUCCAUCAGACAAAUAUCAGUCAGAAGCCAUUGUUUCCUUUGUGAAGCACUUCGAUUGGACCUAUGUUGUAUUUAUCGCCUCGGAUGAUGAGUAUGGUAGACAAGGCUUGGCUUCAUUUAAAAUGGCCGCGCGAAAAAUGAAGGUUUGCACGGCUGAAGAUGUAAACAUACCAUUUCAAAGAGACAACGGAACGGAAGAUAUGAAAAGACAAAUCGCAGAUGUAGUGAGUAGAAUGAAGAAUCUUCCAAAAGUGCGUGUCGCUAUAUUGUUCAUGUUUGAAGAACAAGCAGCUCAGGUAUUACGAGAAGCAGAGGCGCAAGGACUGAAUAAUGUCACGUGGAUUUUUAGCGAUGCUAUUGGUCCAACGAUAGCCAACUAUAACAUCAGCAAAGAGCAGUUACACGGCGCUUUUGGCAUUGAUUUUGUUUCCGAAGUAAUUCCGAAGAUUGAGGAGCAUCUUUUGAACGUGACUGUUGAGAAAGCAUUCGUGAGUAAUCCAUGGUUAUUGAAACUCUUCGAAAAGAAGCUUAACUGUUCUACAAAAAAUGUAGUUGGUAAAAGACAAUGCAGAAUGAACGAGAAGUUUGAUCGUAAUUUCCUAAAAACUUCAGUACGAUGGAGUCGACUUAUCAAUGUGGUAAACAGCAUCUUAGCCAUAGAAAACGGACUUGAUAAUCUAUUGAAAUGCAAUGGCAAACUACCAGGAGGACAGUGCCCCAACACAAGUUUUCCAUUAAAUGCUGAGGAUGUGUACACAUAUAUACGAAAUGUUUCAUUUAAAGGUGCUUUAGGUAAGCAAGUGUCUUUUGAUGAACAUGGGGACUUGGAGACGAAAAACUAUACUUUUCGUAAUUUGCAAUGGAAUCGCCUUAAUGACACCAUAGAGUCUCGAACAGUUGCAGAAUGGUCAUCCCUUCAGCCAGAUAGUCCUAAAUUCAUUCAUGGCAAAAACGAUCUUGGUCUUACAUGGAACAAAGGUAAAGUCCCUUAUGCAACCUGCAGUAUUCCAUGUAAACCUGGAGAAAAACAGGUGGGUGAAAGUGAUUGUUGCUGGGCAUGUUAUCCUUGUCCUAAAGGUGAGGUAAGCAACGUUACAGGAGUAAACACAUGUCAUAAAUGUCCAUGGGGAUGGUAUGCUAACAAGGCUAAAACACAAUGUCUCAAGACUGAAGUGGACUAUAUUGACUCUGGUGAUGCAUUUGCAAUUGUUACUAUAUGCAUAGCAUCUAUUGCUAUUGUUGCCAUUUUAAUGGUUGUGGCAAAGUUUUAUUUCGUCAGGGACACUCCGUUGAUUCAAGACUCAAAUCCACUCCUCUUAGGUUGUUUGAUAACUGCGGUAAUCCUGGCUUUCAUGUAUUCUAUGUUUCAAGUUACAUUGUAUCGUACAGAUGCAUCAUGUCGAUUCUUGAGUGCAAUGCUUUUGGUGACACAGCUGCUAGCAGCAAGCACAUUAUUGGCUAAAACCAAGACAUGUGACCAGCAUCUCAGGAAGCUAGCUUCACAUUAUUUUGAGCCAGCCGCCCAGUUCUGCUCUAUAAUAUUUGUCGCAGCUGUGAUGCUGUUUGAGCUUUUUGUCAUUGGAAUUUGGUUCAUAACGGAUUCACCAGUGUUUGAAUUAACAGUAAGUUCGAUUGAGCUACACAUCCGAGAAUGCAGUUCGACCUGGGCAGCGGCAAGAUUUAUUGCCACUGGCUUCCCACUACUCAUACUAUUUCUUGCAACAGUUUUCUCGUUUAAAGAACGCGAUGAUCGUAAAAAUCACAGCGAAGCAAAGUAUAUAAGUUUUUGUACAAUUUCUCUGUGCAUACUGCUCAUUGCAUUCUUUCCUACACAUCGUUUCGCCCAAGGCCUUACACAGAGUAUUGUCAUAGCAACCACUUCUCUUGUGGGCGGAUUAGCGGUUAGCGUCUGCAUAAUUCUACCGAAGGUGUACAUUUUGCUUGUAAAACCUCACCGUAACGUACCUGAGGAAGAACAGGAACGCACUCGUAGUCAUAAUACCACAAGUUCGGCACACACAGCAAACGGAAGUCAACAUCGUUCUGUUUUCUCAGAGGGUGACGACAAGUUUCAACCGACCAAUGACAAUGAAAAGCGUGUUGUGAAAGACAUUACCCUUUCGUAAUGCGGUCAACAUCAUUUCUGAUAAUGCCUUGUUUUAGAAACAUUUUCUUAGAAAGUUAAUUUCGUGUAGUGAAAGUCAUUUAAACGUCAAAAUGUAGAGUUUACUUGUAAUUGAUGAUCAAUAAAAGUUAAGAAACAAUUGUUAA